AUGUCGCAUCUCCAGCAGCAACUCAAAAGCUUCAACGCUGGCGUCGUGGCUGCUGCGGCUCGCAUGCCACAGCAGAGACGGUUCGUCCAUAACAACUCUGCCAGUAGUUCGCAAGUACCAUCGUCGGCCUCCACACCCACCCCGAGCGGCGAUGUCAAGCGGAAAAGGCACGAUGCAGAUAUCGUCUACUCGCAGCCUGCCAAUACUGGCACAGGCAAGGAUAUUAUGACACAGGUUAUCUUUGCAAUCGAGCAUAUGAAAAACAAGGGCGUCCCGCUUAGGUUUACGGAUAUCGUCUCCUACCUCUCUCUUCAACAUCGGGCCAAUGAUCAGGGUUAUGUCCAGGCACUACGGAGCAUCCUUCAGAUGCAUGAGAAGGUCCAGUAUGAUCCUAGUGGAGCAAACGGAGAAGGCACUUUCAGCUUUCGCCCACCACACAAUAUCCGCACUGCCGAGCAGUUGCUCCAGAAACUCCAGUCGCAGUCUACCGCUGCUGGAAUGAGCGUUCGUGAGCUGCGGGAAGGCUGGCCAAAUGUGGAAGACACCAUCAAUCAGUUAGAGAAAGAAGGAAAACUCCUUGUUACUCGGAACAAGAAGGACGACCAUGCGAAGAUGGUGUGGGCCAAUGAUCCAUCCUUGAUACAACACUUCGAUGACGAGUUCCGUCAGAUUUGGGAGAAGAUCAGAGUUCCGGACCAGCAGGCUGUCAAGGAGGAAUUGGAGAAGGCCGGGAUUACCCCCACGAACAAAAACAAGGUCACCAAAGCUCGACCCAAGAUCGAACAUAAGAAGGUCAAGAAGCCUCGUCGCAGUGGCAAGACGACUAACACCCAUAUGAUGGGUGUCUUGAGAGAUUACUCACAUCUUAAACGAUGA
Molecule: messenger RNA, 876 nt
Organism: Aspergillus bombycis
Lineage: Eukaryota; Fungi; Ascomycota; Eurotiomycetes; Eurotiales; Aspergillaceae
Product: transcription factor TFIIE subunit TFA2
Exons: 1
Coding region: 1-876 (291 amino acids)
Biological process (GO): transcription initiation at RNA polymerase II promoter
Cellular component (GO): transcription factor TFIIE complex
Source: RefSeq, a predicted model, not a curated record